UUCCCUCAAUGGACAUCGCUAGCACGUGCCCAGAAGCAGAAGCAAGAAGAAGAAGAGCCGGUAUUUGGCCCCUGGCAACAAGCUCCUCCUCCACCACCUCCGCCUCCACCACCACCGCAUUUCCCCUUUGCGGAGAGGCGCGCCAUGUUUGGACCAGAACUACGUCCGACACCCGAGAAGGAGAAUCUGCCUGUCUAUGGUCCACAUCCGAAACCAACACUUGAGGAAGAAGAAUUUCCUGUGUACGGUCCGCAACCACGACCAAAUCCUGAGGAAGAGAAACUUCCUGUGUACGGGCCGCAACCACGUCCGGAUACUGUAGAGGAGAGUCCUGUAUUUGGCCCACAGCCUCGUCCACGACCAAGAAGCAGAUCAGUAGAUCGU
Messenger RNA from Cylicostephanus goldi, 384 nucleotides. The record is from the annotation of a GenBank genome assembly. Lineage: Eukaryota; Metazoa; Nematoda; Chromadorea; Rhabditida; Strongylidae.